GCACGCCAGGACCUGAAGCAAACGCACCCCACCAAACCAAAAAUAAAAAAGAAAAUCAUAAUAAUUAAAAUUCAACCCCCCCAAUUUCAUUUCAAUUAUUGUGAUAGUUUAGCCAAAUUGUCAUUUUAGCAUAAUCUUCCAUGAUUAAAAACAUUCAUUAAAAAAAGCCUCCAUUAAUCUCAUCUCCAAUAUCCUAAGAAAGAAGCUUGCCAUCAACAACACAACACAGAGAGACCUUUGAAGAAGGGAUAGAAAUAAAGCCACCACGCAGAAGCCGAGCAGCACAGAUACAUAUUAAACCAAGAAAAGAAAAAAAAAAUUUAAAAAAAGGAAAGAAGAAGAAAAAGUACAAAAAGAGAAGAAGGAAUAAAUAUAUCGUCGUCGAUUCCUUGCUUUACUGCAGAAUCCGUUGAAUUUUGAACCUCAGAAAAAAGGACUGCUCGGCUUUUGGCGAUUUCUUUGUCUCUUUCUCUUUUUCUUUCCUUUUCUUGGUUUGGUUCUUAGGGUUUAGGAUUUCUUGCUUCUUCUUUUUUUUUAUGUACUAGUUGAUAAUUUUCGCUUCGGGAGUGUUAAUGGCACAAUCGAUUAACAGAGGGGGGAAGUUAAUGGUUGGGGACUACUUGAUUCGGAAGCAAAUUGGAACCGGAUCGUUCUCCACAGUUUGGCUAGCGCAACACCGCGUCCUUGGCACCGAGGUCGCCAUCAAGGAGAUUGCCACCGCGAGAUUGAGCUCCAAACUCCGGGAUAGCCUCAAGUCUGAGAUUGUUAUUUUGAAGAAGAUCAAUCACCCUAACAUCAUCCGGUUACACGACAUGAUUGAGGUGAGUUUUCCUCUGAAUUUGCAUAUACUUCCUGUCGCCGGAGUACAACUCUCAUUCUUCUUCUCAUUUUGGAGUAAAUUUUUAAGAUUCUUGAACUAAUUCUUUAAUUUGGAAACCAUUGUUGAUGUUCGCCAAUCAUUUGAAAUUUAGUAAUAAGUGAAAUUGAGUUUACAUGCUCAAGAAUUAUGCAACUAGAAAUCUUUAUGAUGUAUCAAUCAGUAUUGUGAUCGGAGAAGUCCAUGUUAGGUUCAUGUUUUGUGGUAUCAUAUGAAGUAUGGCAAUGGCAUUACAUGUAGUAUUUUUUGGUCUUGCUGAAGUGGAGUUCUUAAAUCCACACCUGUGCUUCGUCUAUUAGGGAGAUGGAUCUUUUAGUCUGGCGUUAUUUGUUUUUAUGCUUUUAGCCCAGUAAAAGGAGCAUUGUGUGAUGCGUUUAAGUUGGAACGAAGUUCCUUCUGUAGCCUGGUCUACCCAUUUAUGCCACUUCGUGAUUUUAUUGUUAUUUUAGUCCGACUACGUAGAUUAAUAUGACACACGUCUUGUCUUGUAGUCCUAUUAACUCAGACAUUUUUGGAUGGAAACAUAUUAUUUUUACUAAUAAUGUCUACUGUUUCCUGGAUGGAAACACAGGAAACUGGAAAAAUAUAUAUCAUCUUAGAAUACUGCAAAGGGGGUGAUCUUUUUGUCUAUAUCCAGCAACGCCAAGGAAGGAUUCCCGAAGCGACUGCUAAGCAUUUCAUGCAGCAACUUGGUAUUUGUCCGUUUGUUGUUAUCGUUCUUCGUUGGAAAAAGUUCACAGAAGUAACAUAUUUUUGUUUGCUUGUAUUACAGCUUUGGGUCUAAAAGUACUCCGUGAGAACAACCUAAUCCAUCGAGAUUUAAAGCCACAGAAUCUAUUGCUUUCCACUAAUGAUGACAAAUCCAUCUUGAAGAUUGCUGACUUUGGAUUUGCAAGACUUGCCCAGCAUUGAGGAACCUUUAAAUGGAUCUUUUUGGCGUCUAUUUUAGUGGUUAUUUUUCCUCAUUUGAUGUUCUUUGUAGAAGUAUCAAAUGGAGUGCCUUGUUCUUUUUAUUUCUUUAACAGUAUUUUAUUGUGAGAACAAGGAUGACUUUUGACCUUGAAUUUGUAUUUACUAAAGAUGCAGAGAGAUGAUUCAUAAUCUUGCAGGUUGUUACUUGUAUAUACAUUUUAUCAAUCUGGGCUCUUUUAGAUAGCUGCAGAGGAUUUUCAUGUUGAUUUACCGCAACGAUACCUAGUUUAGCCCUCCACAUUGUUUUAUAUUGCUUGUUUGUACAUGUAAACAAAUUUGAUUACUUUGACCUGGUAUUAGCGAGUAACGGUUUGAUGUAUUUUUAUAACUUGAUGUUUUUUAUGCGGAAUUCAUUCAAAAGAUCCACUAGUAACUCUAGAUUCUAUAAUCAGGUCUCUGCAAGAUAGCAGACUUGCUGAAACUCUGUGCGGUUCACCACUAUAUAUGGCUCCAGAAAUAAUGCAACUUCAGAAAUAUGACGCAAAGGUGAAAUUCUUUUUCCCUUUUUCUUUCCCCAUGCAAGCUUUUAGUCUAUAUGGUAAACACAUUAACUUGGGAAUGAAAACGCAGGCAGAUCUCUGGAGUGUUGGUGCCAUUUUAUAUCAGCUGGUGACAGGGAAAACCCCAUAUACCGGAAAUAAUCAAAUACAGGUUAUACUUUUGCAUCUAGUAGUUCCUCAAUGCAUUGCAGUUUUGACUUCUGCACUGAUUUCCUUCUACAAUCUUCUUAGCAAGUUCUUCUAUUUGCAGUUGCUUCAGAAUAUUAUAAAAUCAACGGAAUUGCAGUUUCCUCAAGAUGUGAAGGAUUUGAGUUCUGAUUGCAAAGACUUGUGUAGGAAAUUGCUGCGUCGGAAUCCAGUUGAGCGACUGACAUUUGAAGAAUUCUUUAACCACCCUUUCCUUUGCCAGAAGGAGCCCGACGAAUUCAUUCGGUACAUGAGACCGCAGAAAAUCAUCAGUGGAUUUCCUUUUACCCAAUCAAGUUCUGUUGGGAUUAGGGAUGAAAUAUCUCAAGAGGAGUUACCUUUUAGUUUGGAUCAUUAUUAUGAUCCCGGAAGUCCUGAUGGGAGUCCAUCCUUUGUUGGGAAGUAUCCAAUCCGGUCUACAAUUGGAUUUUCAGUUGACAAUCCUGAGAGAAAAGAAGUUUCUGAUGUGACGCAGAAGAUGGAUCUUGCAUCCAAUUCUGGGAGUGAUGUUCCCAGAGGUGGUUUAAAGCUUUCGGAUGGGAACCAGAAAGAGCCUUUAAGACAAGCAAAAGCUCAUACAAAAGUGGCAGAUUCAUUCGACUUGAUUGAUCAGGAUUAUGUUCUUGUUCGCGGUCCCCCAGUGGAUAUGUCAUCUUCUGCGACUAUUUCUAGACUUUGUACUGUGUUGUCCAAAUCUGGCAGUCCACCACAAGUUUCUGGAAGUGCACCACAAGUUUCUGGCAGCAUAGGUCCUUCGCCAAGCGCACCAGUGCCGAUUAUUGGUACCGCAGAUAGUAGGGUGGGACGUACAGAGAGCUUUGAAAGUCAUGGCUCUGCUCCUGGGACGUCACAAGGAUCUACUGAUGUGACAGAUGUGUUUGAACAGCCACCAGCAGAUUGCAUGACUAGGAUAAGAUCCCUGAAGCGCUGUGCAGCCGCCAUCACGGAAUUAGUAAAUGAAAAGCUUGAGGCAAAUAAGCAGUUGGAAGCAUUGGAAAUUCAACUUGUGAUUCUAGCCAUAUGGAAGCAAGCAUUGGACAUUUGUCAUACACAAGCUGCAUCUGCUAUCGAGGGAAGUCCAACACCUGAUUCUACUAGGUUGAGGGAAAUGACCAAGGAGCAGCGUAGCCUUGAUACUCAUGGAAGUUUUGGUGCUACUGAACCUACUGGUUCGCAACACCUCUGCUCCCAAAUUGAGAGAGCAUUUCUUCUCGAGGUUGAGAAUGCUGAGGAACUUGCCAAAGUAGUAGAGCCGGGAAAUGCGGAGAUGCCUGAUGCGAUGGAGGCAAUAUUCCAACACGCCCUUGCUUUGGGUAGACGUGGGGCUGUCGAUGAAUACAUGGGUGAUACUGAGAAUGCAGUGGUGUUCUACUCAAAAGCAGUACGCUUAUUUUCGUUUCUGCUAGUUGAAGCGCCGUCCCUGAUUCUGAACCCUCCGUUUACUUUGACAAAUUCAGACCGCUAUAGGCUUCGGAAUUACAUCGACGUGCUGAAUAAUAGGCAAAGUAUUUCCAAAUCUCAGAGAAUGGCUCUUCUGAAGGGCGAGGUCGAUCAGCAAUGUCCCUCGUGAAAAAGUUCUAAUAAGUCCUUGAUUGCUUCUUAACAUUCUUUGUCCGUGUAACUAUUCUUUGUGACAUAGAUGUACAUUAAUCUCUUUGUAUGUAAUGAUGAUUACGGCUGUUGAUAUUGGAAACCGUAGAUUAGAACGUACAUAAAUCCGUAUAUGUAUAUAGUGAUCUGUUUCCUCGAUUUUUACUCGUGCACUAGCUUGUUAUUAAGCCUUUUUUUUCCCCCCAAAAUAAUGAAUAAACAAUGGAUUAUAUGUCAUGACUGCC
Messenger RNA from Oldenlandia corymbosa var. corymbosa, 4370 nucleotides. NCBI's taxonomy places the organism in Eukaryota, Viridiplantae, Streptophyta, Magnoliopsida, Gentianales, Rubiaceae. The record is from the annotation of a GenBank genome assembly.